Messenger RNA from Oppia nitens, 942 nucleotides. Its product is annotated as dr1-associated corepressor homolog. The transcript has 5 exons. The record is from RefSeq and is a predicted model, not a curated record. Bases 1 to 942 code for a protein of 313 amino acids. NCBI's taxonomy places the organism in Eukaryota, Metazoa, Arthropoda, Arachnida, Sarcoptiformes, Oppiidae.
AUGAGUAGUAUUUGGUUUAUACAAAAACAAAGAGAUAGUCGAUUGAAUGAAAUACAGAUUACUGUAACAAAUAGUGAUUUAUUAAACCAAAACACAAAUAAUUUGAACUCCAGUUCUCUAUAUUCAAGUUAUUCAUCCAAUUAUAACGAUUCCAAUAAAUACGAUGAAAUCAAUUCAAUGAAUUUACACGAAAAUGAAUUAUACGAAUCUGACAAUUAUUGGAGAGAUGAGUUUGACGGCCAAUAUCUUAAUGAAAAGAAAUGGGAUGUAUAUAUAGGUAAUUAUAAUCAUUUAGGAUUAUUUUCCGGUCAAAUAAGUUUGUAUUCAAACAAUGAUAAAAAUAUUCAGCUUUUCAACGGAAAGCUGGCGCUGACAGCAAUCAGAGAGUCGUAUAAUAAUAUUAAUAAUACCGUUCAGUAUAACAACUAUACGAGUGCUCUGAUUGUAUCAAAAGAGUUAGUAGACUUGGAUACGAUUGAAACCCGACUGGCCGUACCUAAUGGUAUUGCAGUGAUAGUAGACAACAUGGCUCACUCGGGAAACAGUAGAAAGACUGAUACCGAUGCCAAACAGUGGCUCAAUCCGACUACCUGUUCGACAUUUGUUGUGGACUAUGUCCGAGCAUUUAACAGUAAAAUAAUCGGUAAUUAUAACCGACAUAAAGCACCUAAUAGUGUAGGACAAGAAAAAUAUCGGUGUCGGCCAUUGGAUUCCCGGCUAAAUGUUAUUUCCGUAAUGAAUAACGAUUUGCUUAACAAACAAAACAAUGGCAAACAAUCAAAAUUGUGUUCACUUUAUUAUUCGCGUUAUUCAAAUCAAUUCAAUUAUAAUGAUGAGGAAGAAAACGAAAAAUAUGAUGAAAUCUCAUCCGUUUUUAUGGUCAAUGAAAAUGAUUUAUACGAAUCAGACAGCAAUUAUUGUACACUACAUAGUAGUUCAUAA